AUGGAGAGCUGGCUCUGUUUUCUGCUGCUGUGCACACUAAGUUCAGUGCCUGCCUCGGGAGAGCAGACAAGAAAUGAUGAUGACAUCGACCUUGUCAGCUUUCUGAGGAGUAUCUACUCGGGGCUACUGGUGAGAGACGAGCCGUUCAUCAUCAACAGAGACUUUGAGAUAAACUCCCUGAAGGAGCUGGGACGCCCUGCAGACUUCUCCAUCACGGAGCAGACCAAGGAUAAACCAGUCAGACAGGAUUCAAAUGCAGCUCCGGGACCUGUGGUGUUAACUAAAGACGGACAGAUCAAGGGGGUGACGGUGGAUAAGAGUCAUAUUUUCUAUGGGGUGCCGUUUGCGGAUCCUCCCGUCGGGGCUUAUCGCUGGAAGCCCCCCAGACCUGUGAGUCCUGGCCGGGGGUUUAUGAUGCCUCCUUUCCCAGGGCGGCGUGCAUGCAGGCCUGCAGUGGACCAAUCUCAGAGGAGUGUGAGCGAGGACUGUCUCUACCUGAACAUCUUCGUCCCUCUGGAUGUGGACUUCAGCUCCCCUCUGAGGAGCACACUGCCCGUCAUGGUGUGGAUCCACGGCGGGGAUUUCAUCGCUGGUUCUGCCUCCAAGCCGCUGUAUGAUGGACGCUUCAUCAGUAACUUCACACACACUGUUGUCGUUAGCAUGGAGUACAGACUGGGUGCCUUUGGGUUCCUGGUGUCGGGGAAAGACCCCCACACCUCAGCUGUGGGAAAUUAUGGGAUCUUGGACCAGCAGGCGGCUCUCCUUUGGGUCCAACAGAACAUCGCAGGGUUUGGAGGGGAUCCCAGCAAGGUGACAGUAUUUGGGGAGAGUGCAGGUGCUCAGUCAGUGAGUCUUCACCUGAUGAUCCAGAGCAGUAAACCUCUGUUUAAACAGGCUGUGCUGCAGAGUCUGCCCUUCUCCAUCCCUCUCAAGACCAGACACGACGCCCUGAAGCUGGGAAAAGACUUCGCCAAACAGACCAACUGCUCAGUGAGCGACAUCGUCUGCCUGCUGUCUCUCUCUCCACAGGCCGUCCUGGCCGCCCAGAUGAAAACAAGUUCCAAGAUUGUGAACCCGUUUAGGUUUCUGGAGGUUUUCGAGACGUGGGGUCCCCACAUCGACGGGGAGUUCAUAAAAGAGCAAGCUGUGACCGCCUUCCUGAAGGGCCACUGGCAGAAGGAGAAGCAAGUGCUGCUGGGUACGACCUCAGAGGAAGGGGUGAUCUUUGUGUAUGGUGUCUUCAACAAGCCGGUGUCUGCAAUAGAGAGCACGGUGUACAUCACCGCCAUCUUUAAACAACACGCCCUGCGGAUCCUGCACAAGUACCUUCCUCUGUACAGGGACACCGACCGCAGGAACAUGCUCGCUCAGAUUGUCACAGACUACGUCUUCCUGUGUCCUUCCAGGAGGUCGGCGCGGGCAGCCACAGCAGCGGGAAGCGAGGCGUGGAUGUACACGUUCGACCACGUGGCGUCGGAUCACCGCGUGUGGUCAGGUCUGACUUUCUGCUAUCAGCACGUCUGCCACGGCGCCGAGCUGCCUUUUCUCUUCCACUCCGCCUCGGUUGCCAACUUCACGCUCUCGCCUCCCGAGAAGCUGCUGUCCAAUCGGAUGCUGUGUUACUGGGGCGCCUUCGCUCACACCGGCAACCCCUCCUCGCGGGUCCAACAGUCGACUUUCUGCCGAGAGCAGCGUCUCCCCGUUUGGCCGCGCUACUCUGACACCAGUGGCUGGCUGAUGAUGAACCUGACAGUUCGGUCACACGCACAGGUCGGAACCAGGAACCAUGUGUGCGACUUCUGGGACCACCUGGGAAUCUAUUAG
Molecule: messenger RNA, 1824 nt
Organism: Labrus bergylta (ballan wrasse)
Lineage: Eukaryota; Metazoa; Chordata; Actinopteri; Labriformes; Labridae
Source: RefSeq, a predicted model, not a curated record